This is a messenger RNA of Macrobrachium nipponense, 9636 nucleotides long. RefSeq lists its product as uncharacterized. The transcript is spliced from 14 exons. Gene Ontology annotation, molecular function: frizzled binding. The record is from RefSeq and is a predicted model, not a curated record. Bases 2095 to 6972 code for a protein of 1625 amino acids. Gene Ontology annotation, cellular component: cytosol. NCBI's taxonomy places the organism in Eukaryota, Metazoa, Arthropoda, Malacostraca, Decapoda, Palaemonidae. Gene Ontology annotation, biological process: canonical Wnt signaling pathway.
CGGAGCUCUUCCCGCGUCAGACCGUCACAGCUGUGGAGCGCGCUUUCGUCGUCCACAAGAAAUAAGGUUUCUCCCGGUUCCAACGUUAUUAAGCCUCGUGGUUUUCUGGAGUCAACUUCGCGUUUUUUCCCCCGACUCCAUGACAGCGCUAACUGCUCUCUGCGCAAGCGCGAAUGUAGAGCAAUUUACGAUGGAUUUAUCCACAGAUUUUUCGGACGAAUAUGAGGUGAAGUGAAUACAGAAAUGAAUAGUGUAUGAGUGUAUUUUUUUUUUAAAUCUCCAAAUCGUCUGGACUCAAGGACAAUUCCUGGAAGAAGAAUAGACAUUAAUGUGGUUUAUUGUUUUAAUGUUUGUCUGUUCAAUUGGGAGAUAUAAAAAACAAAUUCUUAACUUUAGUGAUGAGAAAAUGAUGCUGAUUGCUGGUGUCCAUUUUGAGAAAUGUAUAAUUCAUUGCUGAACCGACUCGAGAAAUGAACAUUCAAAUGAGGAGCCUUGCACUGACAUCUAAAAGUGACUGAAUUUUGAAAAUAUAGAUAGAAAUAACUUUAUUUAUACUAGAUACUCAAAGAUAUCAAAACUGAAAGAAAGAUUUUAUUUUAGACUUAAAAGUGACCGAGAUUCAAAUCUAUUAAUUUGAAAAUAUACAUAAAAGUAACUUUAUAUAUACUGAAUUCGUAAAGGAAUUAGAGACUAAAAUUUGAAAACAAUAUAUAUAUAAAACUUUAUAUAUACUGAAUUCUCAAAAGGUAAUUUAAACUGGAAGAAAUGAUCUGCUCAAAGCUUUCAUAUUUAAACAAAGAGUUGCAGUUGGUCUGAAUUCUCCGAGGAAUUUAAACUGAAAAGAAGUACUAAUUUAAUUCGUUCAAAACUUAAAAAAAGUACAGAGAUUUAAAGAAAGAGUUCGUCUUAUUGACAGAUUUCCUAAAGUUUAAUGAAGAAAAAUCACCAAUUCUUUUUAGUAAGCAAAUGUAGACCUACAUACUGCUACAUACUACAUAAAAAAAGGGUUGAGCUUAUUAAGCUUGGACUACGUGAAGCUUAGUGUAAGCCAAGAUAAAGUCUGACUCUAAAACUAAGCUUAAGCUUGCUUCAGGAACAGAGGCUGGAAUAAGGGAAAACUUUAUAGAUUAAGCUGGAUUCCAAGAUACAGCUUAUUUACAAGUCGAAACGAAAACUUAAGCUUUGUUCGUAAAAUCUCUAAAUACGCUUGAUUCCAGAAAUUAGCCUGAAACCAAACUAAAAAGCUUGAUUUUAAAGUCAACAACGAUUCCGUAGCAAAAUUUAUUCCAAAGCAAAGCUUAAUUCCAACAAAGCUUGAAACCUUGAUUCCAAAGCACAGCUUAAUCACAGAAAAGCUUGAAGCGUCUUUCCAAAGUACAACUUAAUUCCAGAUUAGCUUGAAGCCGUGAUUCCAAAGCAAAUCUUGAUUCCAACAAAGUUUGAAAUAUUGAUUCCAAAAUUUAAGCUUUAAUUAGAACGUAGACUCUAGAGCAAAGAUUAAUUCCCUAUUAAGCUGCAUUCAACAAAAUUCCCUGAUUAAGCUGUAUACCAAGCUUGACAAAGCUUUAAGACUUGGGAGUACAAACCUACGCUUAAUCCCAAGACAAAGCUUCAAGAUCUGAAGGAACAGACCUAAGCUUUAUCCCAAAGUUAAACUUAGCUCCAAAACCAGCUUCAUUCCAGGACAAAGCCUUCAAGACCUGGAGGAACAGACCAAAGCUUAAUCCAAAAUCUAAGCUCGUUCCAGCCCCAGCUUGAUUCCAGGACCAAAAAGAAAAAAAAAACUCAAGCCCUGGAACUCCCGAAGACAGAUUCUGAUUCCAGAUCAGGCCUCUAAUCACCACAACCUCGAAGUCCUGGAAUGCCCAAAGACAGAUUCUGAUUCCAGAACAGGCCUCUAAUCACAACCUCGAAGUCCUGGAAUUCCCAAAGACAGAUUCUGACUCCAGAACAGACCUCGAAUCCCAAACUCGAAGUCCUCGUAGUAAGUGACUCGUUAUGUACCACAUUGGCGUCCUACGGUGCCUGCGAGUGUGACGGCCAGAUCCUACGGGAGAUCCUACGGAGGGUAAAGAGUCCUUCAAAGUCCACUGAAUGCCCGUCAGGGAUCAGAACCCCUCUCGACCAUCCAACAAGUCUCGGAACGGCAUGUUCAAAUGGAUGAUCUCGGGACACAAGGGUCACAAACACAAGCAGGAGAAGCUGAACAACGCCGUGUUGAACAACAAGAACAAGAACAACCUUAAGCAACAACAACAGCAACAACAACAUCACGAACAACAACAAAAUGAAAACCAGGAGGACCAGACGAACCACCCUGCACAACAACAGCAAGAGCUACCACAACAACAACAACUCAAUACAGUGCUCCACAUCUCUGAGCCGACUUCAAAUGGGGACACCAUCCAGAAUUUGGACAAGUGCGACGAGGGGCCCAGUGGAGGCAGGACUCCAGGGCCCCGUCCCAGCCCAGCGGGCCAGCAGUCCUCGAGACGCGUUACCCCUGAAGAUCUGAGCACACAGGGCCGACGUGUGUCAUGUCGCCCCCUGGGGUCGCGGAUACGAGGGUCGCUGACGCAAGGGCGUCCCGGGGAGAGAUGUAGGAUCUUACCGACGCGUGAAGAUGAAAAUGGACGCCUGCAAAAUCCUCGCCCACCUGCUCCUCGAGAGGCGGGGAAAGGGGCGAGCUCCCAAGCGAUCCACCCCUGCGGCGCCUCCUCAGAAGGGGAUGCCCCCGGGGGCCAGCCACAGGGGGAGGCUCUACCAGAGCGAGCCUGCUAUCCACUCCUUGGGACAGGAGGGUCCUCGGAGGGGCGCUCUAGGAUUCAGGAUGAGAGGGACUCCAGGAAGUGCAGACAACGACCAGGUACCCCCUCCACCAGCGCUCACCCUCCCCCUCCGCCAUCCCACCCACCACCUCCCGUGCCAUCCCAUCCCCAGGGAUUCCCACACCCGCCUCAGCAACCAUUACCACCAGUCCCGGGACACCACGAGGACAACGCGUACCAACACGAACGUCUGCUGCAGGCCCCUGGGACGUGUACCCUCCCCAGGAGAGGUCUAGUGAGGGAGGACCCCAGCACGAGGUUCAGAUCCCCCUCGAACCCUCCCCCGGCGUCUCGGCAGCCUCCCCCCUACUCGAGACACCAGCCUCCGGAUCCUAUACGGAGAGUCCGGGGUCCAUACCAGCCUCCUCCGCCACCAAAGAUUGACAAUGGUGACUCCAGAGAUCACGCCAGAGAUCACUGGGACCCUAGAGGCUCCAGAGACCUCUGCAACCCCAGAGAACCUCGCGAGAGAGACUUCGGUAGGUUUCGCGAGCGACACGGAGGUGGAGGAGGGCAUUCCGAUUUCCCAAACCCCAGAGACAGAAAUCUGCAAGAGAGCGACAAACGAGACAACUGGGACCGGAGAGAUAUGAGAGAGCCCUACGACGCGAGAGAACACCGAAAGUCGCGUAACUUCCAAGACAUCUUAGACACCUGGGAGAAACGAGAGUCCAAGGUCCACCUGGACCAUCACCACGAGGAGCAGCAACACAGAAGCUCAUCCCUACCGAGAGGAAACUACGACAACUGGAUUUCCAAGACGAACAGGUGGAGCUCUAGAGAUCCUGACUCUGGUUUUGAUUCCCUCAAUAAUCCGAGUAUCGACGCAGGUCCGCAUUCUCUGGAUUCUGUGGGUGGUCUGCCUGGUCAUCAGUCAAGAUGUGCAAUACCUAUAAAUCAUGAAGACGUUCCUUAUUCCCAAUCUACUGAAGAUUUGCUCAAUGCUUCCCGUACAUCACCGGAUUCCAUAUCGUCUACCCCUGCAUCGUCAGCAUCGUCGUCGCCCAUCCAGUACCCUACUAUCAGACCCGCUAAACAGCCUUGCAUUGGCAGUGCCUUACAUCACUCUCCUAACCCUCUCGGUUCAUCACAUCCAUCUCCACACUCUCCAAGUGCAUCAUCACCUCUUGCGUUGGGUUCACCUCAUCAUCAUUCAACUCCAGUUGGCCCGCCGAGGCCUCCGUCUCCGGACAAUGCUCUCCUGUCAGACAGUGUGUACCCUCAACACGAUGGCCAGCCACGAUAUGCCGAAAUCCCAGACGUUAAGGAACCCAGGGACAGAGAAGAGGAACCAAAGAAUCAACGGGUAUCAAGGGACUUGAGAGAUGCGAGAGAUGUGCUGGAAAUGAGAGAUGAGAGAGACGGCAAAGCAGCCAAAAACCAAAGAGACGUGCGAAACAAUGGCGAUGUGAGAAACAAUCAUGAUCCGAGAGCUCCCACAAGGGUUUUCAGAGACACUAGCUUACCAAGAGACCUGAGAGACUACAGAGAUUCGAGGAACGUCCUCGAAGUGAGGGAGGACAGACUGAGUCACGACAGAGACCCGAGGGGAUUCAGGGAACUCUCCGUCGACGGGGACGACCACGAUCCACUGGACAACCGGUGCGAUGUCAGCAGAGGUCGUAGGGACUCCCGUCAGUAUUCGGCCGAGAGAACAGAACUGCCAAAGGAAGUAAGGUUUAGUAAGGAUCCCAGCGAAGGACUCAGAGUGCGAGAUGCUCCUUCCUAUGAACGCAGAGACAGGGAUGCUGACGGUGCUGAUGACCUUCAAGUCACAGAACAGAGGCGGGGUUCCAUUUCGCACUCUAAAGAAAGACAGAUUGAUUCUAGGAAAGGGGAUGGCGCAACAGCCUCCUCAGUUUCGUGGAUGGAAUGGACUCAACAAUUGCAGGCCUACGUCGCCUGGGUCAACUCUCAGCUCAGAAAAAGAGGCCGACCCUUGAUCACGGACCUGAGGAGGGACCUGCAGAGUGGCGAAGUCUUCGCUGAUCUCAUCGAAAUCAUCUCUGGCGAAAGGGUCGCCGGAAUCAGCCGUGAUGGAAACACAGUCCAGACCAUGAGAGAGAAUCUCGAGAGAAUCCUGCAGUUCAUGGCUGCCAAACGGAUCCGCAUGACCCACAUCACCAGUAAGGAAGUCGUGGAAGGGAACCUGAAAAGCAUUAUGAGAAUCAUCCUUGCUUUAGCUGCUCAUUACAAGCCCCAGAGCGUGAAGUCCUCAGCAUCCUCAAACGUCCACAGUCAGCAGCAACAGGACACAGCCAGCGCUUCGUCCAGACAGUCUCACCCAAUGCCUGCAACCCAUGACAUUGGUGUUGGUCCAGACGCGCCAGUCACUUCUGUAGAAAAGACACCAAACUUGAGUGCCAACCGCCGAGCUAUCAUGACUGGGUGUGCCAACGAUGACUCCGGGGGAGGCAUUGUAGGACUCAGACGACAUCCAAGCAUGAACGCAGCACAGGGACCAGUGAGAGACUCCUCUCCUGUGUACGAAAACCUCCCGAGGAGAACUGCACAAAACCGGUGGGCCUACGAUUCCCUGAGACCAUCCCACAAAUUCCAGUGGACUGCAUCGCAAGCGCACCAGAGGAACGGUCCUCCGGCCAUCCCUCCUAAAUCCAACUUGGACGAAUCGUCUGAUGACCCCCUCAACUCGUCCUUCAACGCCUCUUUAACAAACUCUCUCAAUACCUCGCUGAACACUUCCCUUGAUGGAGACGUAGAGGUCUCCUCGCCAAGGCACGAUUCAGGAGGAAGAGGCCCCAUUCGUCCAGGAGGAGCGGGCUUCUGGCAAGACAUCUCUGCAAGGAGAGAUUCCAACACAGCAUCGCCUGACCAACAGAGCAGCUCUCAAAAUCAGAAUUCUGCUGACGAUCCCGAUAAUCCAUUCAGGUACCACACGAUCCACCGCAUGAGCGGACGCCGAAAGCUCCCGCAGAUUCCCGGGGCAGCGUCUUGUCCUUCCGGCAGCAGGACAUCCGGUCGGGAGGAGUCCGAGGGUUCUCGAGGAGCCCUAGGAGACUCUCCCGCAGAUCGCAGCGGCGACGACAGGUCUACCAGCAGCGGAGGCGGCGCAAAUGACGAAGGAUCUAGAGAACCUGAAGGUCGAAGUCAAAAUUCUUCCCCAGCCACGAGCCUCAUCCGGGGUCCUACCCUGGAUCAGUGGCCGAGAGAGAAGAAGAACCCGCUCGACCCCUGGGAACAGGAGUCGGAUUUGAAAGGAGUCCUUCGGGAUUUGAACAGCACGAGAGAUCAGCUGCUGGCCCUCCAGCACUUGGAGCUGGACCCAGCCUUAAGAAUAAACAUUCCAGGCAGGACGCAAGAUCUGGCCUCAGAAUCCACAGCCUCUGCCAAGCAAGAGAUCAUCCACUUAUCUAUCGCCCGCCAGGCUCUGGAGGCUGAGAAGGCGGAGCUCAAGAGGCUCCUGGACCAGCGGGAGAACAUCAUCACGGAGCUGAGGAAGCAGAUGCACCACAGGGACAAGACCAUCCAAGUCCAGAGGGCACAGUUCGAAGACGCCAUCCGGAAUCUCCAGAACGGCAAGAGAACUGUCAGCAUGGGAGACACCGCCCUUACACGCGGCAACACUGGAAUGGGAGGAGGGACCAGAGAGGAACUCCAGCUGGUCAGAGACGCCAUCAUCUCCCUGAGGAGUAACUUCAGAGGAACCGACCCCAACCAGCACACACUAGACACUCUGGAGCAGGCAAUAGCUGUUCUCAUAGAGAGGUGCGGAGGGCUGACCAGCGUAGGAGGGACUGGAGGAGUUGGAGCGGGGAAUGGAGCAAAUGGGAGCCCAGGAUCUGGAGGACUGGCCAAUGGAGUGAUUAGCACGAGCGCAGAUAAAUCGUCCAGGCCUGGCGAUAAGCGUUUACAGGUCAAUGGUGUGGUCGAACCGUCGACCAAAGUCAUCUACUUCACGGAGAGGACUGUCACGCCCUUCAUGUCGACGAUCAACAAACGCCUCGGGGAGAUACGUCUCAGGGACUUCAAGAACAUGUUCGACAGACCGGGUCUGUUCAGGUUCCAUUUCAAGAGCCACGACCCCGAGUAUGGCAUGGUCAAGGAGGAGAUCGUAAAUGACGACGACAUUCUCCCAGGCGUUGAAGGGAAGAUCAUAGCUUGGGUGGAGGAAGACACAGACUAGAAACUUGGUCUACAAGACUUGCAGAUGAUGUUUGGAGCUUCUGAUAGCCAUUGGCAACUUCCAAACUUCCAACGGUUCUUGGGAACUACCAAACGUUCUCGGGGGGCUUGGAAACGUUGUUGGGAGCUUCUGAAACGUUUAAGGUGCUUGCAAGAGGUCUUGGGAGCCUGCAAAAGUUUCUUGGAGACUUCUGAAGUAGCUGGAAGACUCCUUAUGUUGGUGGGAGCUUUUUCAAGGUUCUGAGACUUCCAAAAAGUUCCUGGGAGCUUCUUCAAGGUUCUGAGACUCCCAAAAAGUUCCUGGGAGCUUCUUCAAGGUUCUGAGACUUCCAAAAAGUUCCUGGGAGCUUCUUCAAGGUUCUGAGACUCCCAAAAAGUUCCUGGGAGCUUCUUCAAGGUUCUGAGACUUCCAAAAAGUUCCUGGGAGCUUCUUCAAGGUUCUGAGACUCCCAAAAAGUUCCUGGGAGCUUCUUCAAGGUUCUGAUUUUUCCAAAAAGUUCCUGGGAGCUUCCUAAAGGUUCUGAGAUUUCCAAAAAGUUCCUGAGAGCUUCCUAAAGGUUCUGAGACAUCCAAAAAGUUCCUGGGAGCUUGAAAGAGUACUUGGGAAGUCCCUGCACUUGCUUCGAGUUUCUAUAAGUUGUUGAGUUAGAAAAUUUUCUAAGACCUACAGUUGUUGAAGGCUCCCAAUAGUUGUUAGUAGGCUAAAGAUGUUGAUAGCAACCAGAAGUUAUUGAUAGCUUAAAGAAGGUUCUGAUAGUUCUCAGUUCUUGAUAGCUCAAAGAAUUUGACGACAGCUCCCAAAAGUUGUUGGAAGCUCAAAGAAAAUGGUGAUAGCUCUCAUCGGUUGAGGCAGUGAUAAUUCACAAAAGUUGUUGAUAGCUCAAAGUACGUGGUGAUAGCUCAAAUAAAGCAGCGAUUGCUCCAAAAAUGUGUUGUUAGCUCAAAAGAGGCAGUGAUAACUUCAAUUUGUUGAUAGCUCAAAGAAUAUGGUGAUAGUACCCAAAGUUUAUGAGAGAUCCCAGAAGUUUUGAGAACAUUCUGAAGUGGCUGGGAAUCCCUGGAAGCUGUUGAGAACCUGCAGAUUUUGAAAAGUUGUAAAACUUCUUUAGGAGCCUCCAGAUGUUUUGGGAAGUCUUCAGAAGCCACUGAGAACUUGCUCAAGUUGUUGAGAGAGCUUCCAUGAGUUGUAGGAAUUCCAACGAACUUGUAGAAUUCAUUCAGCUCUUAAAUACAGUUGAGGUUUUACAACAAGUACUUGUAGCAGUUGUAGAGAGCUUCAUCUUCCAGAAGUGGUUGGAAGGUAAUCGUGGUAUUUGCAGUGCAAUCCAGUUUAGAGACAGUUCUCUUGCAGUUUACUUAAGACAAUGAACAUUUUGAGAGGUACCAGAAUAACCAUGAAACCUGACAAACCAAAACAGGACCCACCUAAUGGACCAAAAGAGGGUCAACUGGAGUAGCUCCAAAAACAAACUCAGAACUUCAGUUCCCUCGACUUGUGUCCAUCUGGUCUGGGCUAGGUUAGGACAUUAGGUUAGACGUCCCAGUGGCCUUUGUGAAUAUGAAAAAUCUAAAUAACAAAUGUGAUGACUGAACCGUCCAUUUUCCGACUUACUGAAGUCAAACAUAAUCAUAUGUCUUAGAAAUUAUUGAAAUAAGACCACAAGUGUAAAUUUUCGUUGGCAGACAUGGAAAAGACAAUUGUAAUGAAAGUUUACAAAAAUACAAUAAGUGUGUAAGUUUAUUUUGUAACAUUUGAAGAAUGAUAUUUAUAAUGCAUUUCCAUUUUAAAGCUAAGAGUAAUGAAUAUGUCUUCACACGAGAACUUAAAGAACCAUUAUUAGCCGAAAUAUAUUUCUAUGGCAGUUACUUAUUUAAAAUACCUUUGCUUCAUAUAAGUAAUAUGGAAAUAUAUUUACAUUCUGAACACAAAGACAAACUGAAAUUUGAACUGUCGAGUUUUAAAAGCUGUUUUUGUUGGAGUUCUUUAUAAGUUUAUUUGUCAAAAGACCAUUUCAGACUUUGUAGAUACUUAUAAAAUAAAUCGCAGUAUUAAGCUUUAUAGUUUUGUAUUUAUAGAUUUCGUACUUUUAUAAGUUUAUAGGUACUUAUAAGUUUGUUCUGUUAACUUCCUGUGUGGCAGUAUUAUUAUAAGUGUUACUUUUGUACAUAAAGUACUGAACUUCUAUAAAUCGAAUUUUUUAAUAAUUUAUUUAUGUAUAAUAAUAAUAAUAAUAAUAAUAAUAUGAAUUUUUUCUUGCAUUUGUUAAGCCUUUGGUGUCGUUACAAUUUAAUUUUGGGCUGUUUUUGUCAUGUCUCUCAUUUAAAAAAGAAGACUUCAGGAUUGCAUUUUUUAGUAAUGUUUCUCACUCAAACCUGAAUGCAGAAUUGCAUUUUUGUCAUGAUUCUAAUUUAAUCCCGACUGUAAGAUUGCAUUUCUGUCAUGUUUCUCUAUCAAGAGAGAGUUGAGGAUUGCAUUUUUUAUAUAAUUGUAAAAUUCCAUUUAUAUAAUGUUUCUCACUUAAUCCAGUGUAGGAUUAUAUUUUUGUCAUGAUUCUCAGAAUCACAAUUUUUUGUCACGAUUCUCAUUCAGUCUAGAAUUCAAUUUUGCCAUUUUACUUUGGGAAAUUCAAAUGUCCAGCGAUGAGUUUAUUAUUAUUAUUAUAUU